Messenger RNA from Menidia menidia (Atlantic silverside), 1317 nucleotides. Lineage: Eukaryota; Metazoa; Chordata; Actinopteri; Atheriniformes; Atherinopsidae. The record is from the annotation of a GenBank genome assembly.
AUGGAGCCGGGCAUGUCUCUGCUCUCAGGCCUGCAGCAGCUGUCUCCGGAUAGCUCAUCUCAUCACACUUCCCUCUCGGAGAAGACGAGGGGAUUUGGUCACAUGUCUUAUCUGAUCAGAGGUCCCAUCGCCACAAACAGCCAGACCGGCUGUGGACUGCGUGGGCUGGGCGUGAAAACAGAUAUGGAUACUGACCAUCACGAAAUCACCAGCACGAACACCCAGCCUACCAGCACCAAUGAACCAGAAAAAUCAGAAGAUCAGAAAAUGUUCACUUGUGAUGACAUCCCAAAAAUCCUGGAGCUAUUUAAAAAAUAUGAUGUUGAUGGCAGCGGAGCCCUGGAAAUGGAUGAAUUUUGUGACGCCAUGCAGGAACUAUACACGACGGCAAGUAAGGAGGAGCUGGCUGUCCUCCACAUGAAGAUCGACACAAACUGUGAUGAAUCUGUGGACAUUGGAGAAUUGCUUCAUUUUCUUUUGUACGGAACAAAGAGUGCAGGAGCUCUGGAUUAUAAGAGCACGCUAUUCCCCAAACCAUUUGAAGUAUGCAUAUGGUCCGAUGGGGACUGGACCUGUCGGCAGAGUAUUUUUCCUGAGGGCAUGGGAAAGUACCCAAUUGCCGCCGUAUGUUACAACUUGCCCAACAAUGAGUUGUUUUUGGCUAAUUCGGACAUAGCAAGAGUCCUUGGAAGAGGAACAAACGUUUUUUACAAUUCUCUGGCGUCGCACAAUCUGCCUCUGUGCAACGUCCUCUAUCACAACAUUUUCAAGCAGAUUGUCUCUGUUUGCAUGGCUGGUGUGGUGACAGUAUGGGAUGUUUUGUCUGGAAAGGCAUUAAUGCAGUUCAAAGUUGCUCCAGACAAGUCUGAGGGGAAAAUUGCUAUUGCCUUUGAUGAACCACAACGAAAAAUAAUCUCAAUAGCUCAUGGAGAAAUCAAAAUGUGGAACUUCAGCAUUGGGGAAGAGCUUGAUGUCAUCCCCCUUAAAGUGCCGGACAAUAACCGGGAAGUACAAAUUGACACAGCCACACUGCUGAUCGCAGCAAAUGGUUUUAUUGGAGCUUGGUCAGUAAAAGCUAAAGGAGGGCUUCUCAGGAAGUUUAGAGCGGUGGAAAUGGAUAAUGUGAACAUCACCUGUAUGGCCACUGACGAAUCAGAGGAGACAUUGGUGACUGGUGACAGUAGCGGACGGCUCCGCCGCGUGACUCCCGUCUGCACGAGGAGCCGAUGUGACGGCCUCCAGUCGCCCGGGGCGCCACUCACUGGCCCAGGGGUCAAGGUUGAAAAGCUCACGGUUCACGCGGGCUGCCACGGAUGA